UAAGACAAUUACCGUUCAAACAAAAAUAACUUUUUAUCGAGAGGUCAGAUCAUUACAACGUCCAAACAUGGGAAAAUAUUUUUGUUAUUGGUCAGCUGUCCUAUCUCCUAUCCCUCUCUCUACCAUAUUAUUAUUAUUAACUUGAAGAGUACUUCCAACAAUCAAUCUCCAUGCAAAUGUGGGAGUAAAGUCAUCUUCAUAGAAACAGAAUUUAAGAGAAAGAAAAGAAAAAAAUAGCAGGUUUAUAUAACAUAAAUACAAGAAUCAUAUAAAAAAAUAUGUUCAAGAAUCAACUUCAGGAAUUAGCACAAAGAAGCUGCUUCAAUCUACCAUCUUAUGCUUGCAGAAGAGAAGGACCAGAUCAUGCUCCUAGAUUCAAAGCUUCAGUUAAUUUUAAUGGAGAAAUAUUUGAAAGUCCAGGUUAUUCACCUACUUUAAGACAAGCUGAACAUGCUGCUGCUGAAGUUGCCCUUAAUCUACUCUCUUCUAGAGGGUCCAAGUCCCUUACCGCUAGAGUUCUUGAUGAGACAGGAGUGUACAAGAACCUUUUGCAAGAAACAGCUCACAAAGCAGGACUUAAUCUGCCUGUUUAUACAACUAUAAGAACAGGACCAGGGCAUGUUCCUGUUUUCACAUGUACUGUUGAGCUUGCUGGUAUGAGUUUUACUGGUGAAUCAGCUAAAACUAAGAAGCAAGCUGAGAAAAAUGCUGCUAUAUCUGCUUGGUCUACUUUGAAAAGAAUGCCAAGUUUGUUUCCAAAGAUAGAAACAGCAGAAAAUAACAAUCUUGGAGUAGGAAAGCAAGAUCAAGUGAUUGUUGCCAGGGUUUUAUCAAGUUUCAAAUCUCAGAAAACAGGAAAACAAAGGGAUUAUCAUAGUCAUCAUUAUAAUCGUAAUCAUCAUAGAAGAUCAUCAAGAAAUGCAAGAACUUGGAGAUCAGAUGAUACACACAAGUAUUUUACAACUUUACCCUUGAAAAAUCCUUCAGAAAUUUCAACUUCACAGCAAAAAAGCAGUAGUUUUGUUGAUCUUUUACCACCACCACCACCAAGAACAAUGUCAAAGAUCCUGCCUUUGACUUUAAAGACUAGCACCACAAAUGUCAACCUCAAUGAAGGUGAUCAUGUGUGUCAUGGUAAACUUAAUGGCGUCGUAAGAUCGACUAUUUCCACCACUCAGCAACAAGGCGAAACCCAUUACAGGAACUUGUUUUUGGGAUCGUCGUUAAGCUGUGCUCAAAUGGGUAUCAUGGGUAAUUAUAACAGUAAUCUUAAAGGGAUUGCGCCUGCGGUUCAAAUUAGAUCAGUAAUCCCAGUUUGUGCAGCUCCUCCUGUUAAACCUUUGAUAAAAGAAGAUGAAUCUUCUUCUUCUGCUGCUGUAAUUUCGCCUCCUGAAUCUUCUCAACAGCUUUCUACCAGUCUCAGUUCUGAAGUUAGCAAGUUGCAGCUCAAAGAAGAGUGAUUAAUUAGGUAGUUUAGUUUAAUUGUAGUAAUUAGUUAAAACUAUUAGAAAUAAGUAACAUUUCUUCUGGUAGUAUGGUAGUAUCAGUAUGUUACAAUACAUUGACUAGGCUCAAAUAGUACGUGGUAUUAAGUAUUUAACACAGGCACAUGUCUAAGUAUCGCACUUGGUCAUUUUUGGAACAUGACAUGCUUUAUUGCAAAAUCAAGCAUCUGAGUGUCGAUAUCUAUGUCGGGGUGCCUAUGUUAUUGAACAUUGAAGAGUCGUUGCAAAAUUUGUUAGACACAGUAAAAAAUUGUAAAACCGUGGUACUAGUAGUAAAAUGUAUAUGUACGGGUACUAUUGAAGAGUCGAUGUAACAUAGUAAUCCUUUCUAGUAAACUUUUGCGAAA
This is a messenger RNA of Chenopodium quinoa (quinoa), 1852 nucleotides long. Its product is annotated as double-stranded RNA-binding protein 3-like. The transcript has 4 exons. The record is from RefSeq and is a predicted model, not a curated record. Bases 279 to 1460 code for a protein of 393 amino acids. NCBI's taxonomy places the organism in Eukaryota, Viridiplantae, Streptophyta, Magnoliopsida, Caryophyllales, Amaranthaceae. Gene Ontology annotation, molecular function: double-stranded RNA binding.